AUGAAGUUCCACUCUAGAGCACAGGUUGCUUUGCUUCUUGCUCUUCUGUUCACUCUACAAACCUGCCAUACUGGAGCUCAAGCAGCCCGUCUACUCUCGACAAAAGUGCAUCCUUCCUCCCAGUCAACCAUGGCUGCAUCUUCACAAACUCACAAAGAUUUGCAGGUAGACAAGAAGGAUCCAUUUAAGCAGGUCCAAGCCUCCAUAAGAGGGCUGAAGGAAGUGGCAAACGCUAGAGAACAAUACCGCCAAAGCAAUUCUUUCGUUAAUUUCGGAUACACUUUGCUGCCAGAGUGGAGUGUUUACAUCUGUUAG
Messenger RNA from Ilex paraguariensis (yerba mate), 315 nucleotides. The record is from the annotation of a GenBank genome assembly. NCBI's taxonomy places the organism in Eukaryota, Viridiplantae, Streptophyta, Magnoliopsida, Aquifoliales, Aquifoliaceae.